GUUGGGACGCCGAUGAUGCGCGAUGCAAGAGGAACACACACUCUGGGCGUCACUGAACUCAUCUAGAGGACCACAUCUCAUCUCCCCCCCCCCUCCUUAACUCUACUGACCUCCCCCUACCUCCCUCCUCCAUCCCAGUUAAAGACUCCCCCCUCCUUAACUCUACCUGUGAGAAGAAAGCUAGUGGGCGGGCCCACUGUACGAUUCCAUUGCCCACUUCUUAACACCUGUGAAACACUGACCAAUCACCAUGCAGACAUCAUCUCUCCGCCGCCAGGUGAAGAACAUGGUCAACCAAUACUCAGAGGCAGAGAUCAAGGUCCGCGAGGCGACCUCCAACGACCCGUGGGGCCCCCCCUCCUCUCUGAUGUCAGAGAUCGCUGACCUGACCUUCAACGUGGUGGCGUUCACUGAGGUCAUGGGUAUGAUCUGGAAACGCCUCAACGACAGCGGGAAGAACUGGAGACACGUCUACAAGGCCCUGACUCUACUGGACUACCUGAUCAAAACGGGCUCGGAACGUGUGGCGCAGCAGUGCAGGGAGAACGUCUACACCAUACAGACCCUACGGGACUUCCAGUUCACAGACAGGGAUGGCAGGGACCAGGGGGUGAAUGUUAGGGAGAAGGCCAAGCAGCUGGUGGCCCUGAUGAGGGAUGAGGAGAGGCUGAAACAGGAGAGGACCCUGGCCCUGAAGACCAAGGAGAGGAUGGCUGGAGCAGCUGCAGGGUCAGGGAUGGGCUCUAGUUCUCUACCUCCACCCUACCCAGGCCGCCGUACCAGCCAGCCCAGCAUGACUGCUCUCUACGGGGAUGACUUCAGCCGGUCCAGGGAGUCCCAUUCCUCUUUCAAUUCCACCUCUUCCUCUCCUCGCCGUGCCGCAUCAGACAUGGAACAGGCCCGCCCACAGACCAGCGGGGAGGAGGAGCUACAACUGCAGCUGGCUCUGGCCAUGAGCCGAGAGGAGAGUGAAAAGCCUGCUCCCCCGGUGGACACUGAUGAACAGACUCAGCUCCAGAUCGCCCUGAGCCUCAGCAAGGAGGACGCUCAGAAGCCGGCCUCGCCUCCUCCGGUUGCCUUGGAUAUGGAUGAAGAGAGACAGCUCCAGAUCGCCCUGAGCCUGAGCAAAGAGGAGCACCAGCAGGAGCAACGGAGUCGCCAAGGAGACGAGUCGUUGCUCCAAAAAGCUCUGGAGGAGAGUAAACGAGAGGCGGCGUCUGGUGGAAUUGGGUCUGCCAUGAUGGAUCUGGUGGAGGUGUUUGCUGUGUCGUCUGAGGUGCCUCCUACUGCUAGUGCCACCUCCUGGAGUCUGCCAGGGGGGAACGUCCGCACCCCUCUCCACCACCCCCUCCCCCAGGCCCAGGCUGCUGCUGGGGCCGCCUCCGACCCCUGGGACUCACUGGUAGAGGCUCGCUCCACCCCCGCUGGGAUAGAGUCUCCCUGGAUGGUUCCUCCCACCUCCGGUAGCCCCGCCCCUUCUUGGCAGCGUAGCCGGUCCCCCCCGGACCCCUGGGAGACCCCGGGGGUAGUAGACCCAUUCUCUAUUCCAGAUGCUCUUCGAACUGGCAGCCCUACAGAUGGUGACUUGUUUGACGAGGCGAUGGACGGAGGUCAUUUCAGCCUGAACAGUCGAGGUGAGGGUGAGGGCAGCCCGGAGCUGUUUGACCUGUCUCGUAUAGGGGACAGUCUGGGGGUCCCCAGCCCUCGGACAUGCCGGACCCCUGAGUCCUUCCUGGGGCCCACAGGGGCCUCCCUGGUCAAUCUGGACAGCCUGAUACCAGCCAACCCCCCAGCCAAGACCAAGAACCCCUUCCUCUCAGGUCUGAGUACUCCAUCUCCCCUCAACCCGUUCCAGAGUGAACAGCCUCGUCUCACUCUGAAUCAGAUGCGUCCCAGCUCCACGUCCCCUGUCCCCCCCUCCGGUCCUCCCUCCCUGCCCUACAGUGCUUCUCUGCCCCUGCCCGCCAGCCACCAGCCGGCCAGCCUGCCCUCCUCCCUCACCCAGCCCACCCAUGGAGCCCUGGACAUACCUGGGCUGCCACAGCCCCUGUUACCUCUUUCCUCCAUCUCGUCUCUGGGAGAGCAGCACAGUCAGAAUCCCUUCCUGUGAUGUCUGUCCAUCUGAACUGAAACCGCUAAGAUGGAAGAUAGACCAACACUAACUUCUGCCAUGCGCAGUAGAACACCUGCUGGGCGUCCAUGAGCAGUGUCCUGCUGGCUGUCCACGAGCGGUGACCUGCUGGGUGUCCACGAGCAGUGACCUGCUGGGUGUCCACGAGCGGUGACGAUUCAACAUGUGGAAUCGUUGAGAAAUGUAUAGAAAAUGACGGUCGAUGUUUUGUAGUCAGAUGUGACAGGACGCCCACCCAGCUGUCGCACGGCCGGCAAUUCAUGUUGGUCUGUCUGUCCUCUAUCUCUGGUGGAUGGAACAGAGGAAAUAGAAAUGACUCUUAUUAGGUUAUUUUCUGUCAAUCUAACCUCAAGACUCAACAACUGGAAUUCAGACAGAACUGAUAAUCCCCUCAAGUUGUUAUUUUGCUGUUGUUUUUCUCUGGGCUUUAGUUCUGUAACCCUUAGAUUGCUUCCUCUGCUACGGUCUGCUCUACCACAACCUGUCCUGUUACUCCUCUCUGCUGAAGGGAGUGAUGGAGGCCUCUGCUCAGGUCUGCUCUACCACAACCUGUCCUGUUACUCCUCUCUGCUGAAGAGAGUGAUGGAGGCCUCUGCUCGGGUCUGCUCUACCACAACCUGUCCUGUUACUCCUCUCUGCUGAAGGGAGUGAUGGAGGCCUCUGCUCAGGUCUGCUCUACCACAACCUGUCCUGUUACUCCUCUCUGCUGAAGAGAGUGAUGGAGGCCUCUGCUUGGGUCUGCUCUACCACAACCUGUCCUGUUACUCCUCUCUGCUGAAGGGAGUGAUGGAGGCCUCUGCUCGGGUCUGCUCUACCACAACCUGUCCUGUUACUCCUCUCUGCUGAAGAGAGUGAUGGAGGCUACUGCCUCUGCUCGGGUCUGCUCUACCACAACCUGUCCUGUUACUCCUAUCUGCUGAAGAGAGUGAUGGAGGCCUCUGCUCGGGUCUGCUCUACCACAACCUGUCCUGUUACUCCUCUCUGCUAAAGGGAGUGAUGGAGGAGGAACGAGAGGUAGAAAGAAAGAGAAUAUUCCCAGAACGUGUUUAGGUCUAUAGUAACCUAAUCCUAAACCAUGACAGAUACUGUACAUACACGCCGAUGCCCAAGCUCAUCCUCCGCUAUAGAAAGCACAGUAGGUGAAGAUGUUUCCAUGUUAAAGUAAUUAGCAAUACUUUACAGAGUGAGUGUGUCUGCACUAACCUGGUCUCAGAUCUGUUUGUGCUGUCCUGCCAACUCCUAUGGGUCAUUGGCUAUACAGCAGAAACAGAUCUGGGACCAGGUUAGUUAACUGCUUUUCCAACUGCUUCUUACCUAGUCACAUGCCCCGCCCACUCUGCUGCAUACUUUAUUUUGAUUGGCUCCGCACUGUUGCUCCUGAUCCAGCACUGAACUGAUUGUACACCAGAUAUGCCUGCUUAUCUCUCCGACCGACGGACCACAAUGCACUGGGACAGGACGCCCACUGUUCCUGCCGCACUGCUCUAUGCUGAUUGGUCGAUCCGCUCUCUGGACUGCUUUCAUUGGUUGGCUCUUUCUCUCCUAUUAUCUCUCCCAUGAUGCCCCAGGGGAUAACUCGGACAAGUCUGUUCAUGAGGAUGUAACGUUACAGAAUGCUCAGAUAGAAAUGUAUCGUGUAGAACAGAUAUGAUUGUCUGCCAGAUAGAAUAAGGGAAGUGUGUCGGCUCUAUUCAAUCUAUUUCUAUCCGUUCAGAAUGUUUCCCAGCACAGACUGCAACUCAGAUAGAAAUGUAUCAUAUAGAACAGAUAUGAUUGUCAACCAGAUAGAAUAAGGGAAGUGUGUCGGCUCUAUUCAAUCUAUUUCUAUCUGCAAAUGUUCAGAAUGAUUCCUAGCGCCGACUACGACUCUGAUUCCUGAGAACGGGCAUAGAACAUUCCACGCCGAUGAUGAGACGCCCGCCAACCCCCAUUCACAUAAUGAACACUUGAGUUUUAAGCUUCCUUUUUCUGUUACAUUGGGCCUUGUAAGACUCAGUCUGACUGGGUUCUCGUGUAAAAUGAUGAUUUGCUGUUGGAAUGGAGCUGCGGUGAUGGUGAGAGAGAUUCUAAUGUAGUUCUAUUGUAUUGUAGUGAACUGGAGGCCCUUUUGAGGGAUAACUGAGUGAAAUCUGCUUUUCAAGAGACCGGAACCACUGCAGGACUCACUAUAGGGGGCAAAUCCUAACGCUCUCACUUCAAGUUGAGUUUUGCAUUGAUGUCAAUGGGAGAUGUGGAAAUUCAAUUGAAUUGAAUGGAAGUUAGGAAGCUAGCAUUCGACCCCUAUAAAGCAACGCGUAUUAGAAUGUAUGAAUUGAUAUCAUGAUUAUUUUCCCUCUCUCAUUGCUGUGAUCAAUACUUGUGAAACACUGAUUGUCAUCGUCAAAUAUAAGGGUAACGAAUAACAACA
This is a messenger RNA of Oncorhynchus keta (chum salmon), 4538 nucleotides long. RefSeq names its product epsin 3a (gene epn3a). Bases 251 to 2110 code for a protein of 619 amino acids. Gene Ontology annotation, biological process: endocytosis. The transcript has 14 exons. The record is from RefSeq and is a predicted model, not a curated record. Gene Ontology annotation, cellular component: clathrin vesicle coat; endosome; plasma membrane. Lineage: Eukaryota; Metazoa; Chordata; Actinopteri; Salmoniformes; Salmonidae. Gene Ontology annotation, molecular function: phospholipid binding; clathrin binding.